AAACAACUUUUUUUUUGUUUAAAAGGUUACAGCUGAUUGUGUUGUGUACUACGAGAAUAAUGUAUUGAAAAGUUGCAGGUGUUUGAAAGAAAACAAAUGAUACUGGCCGGAGAUAAAAAUGUUAUUGAAGAGCAUUAAUUGCCAUUAUAAGAAUGUCUUGCAAAUUAAGUAGAAGGAACUUUGCGAGCGGCAGGAAGGUGAAACUGCUCCAGAGACAGCCCCUCCCGGAGCCUGCAGACAGUACAGACUGCGCAGGCAGCACAGACGGCUUGGAGAGCGACCCCACCAGCCAGUCUCCUGCCUCCAGAAGCGACAAGGAAGAUGAUUUUUCCUGGCACUACUCGUCGUGCGAGUCGUCUCUCCUGGGGCAGAGUUCCUCCAGCUUCAUGUCGUGGGCUGACGAAGUGGAAGCAGAGACGACGCAGAAGAUGCAGCAGUUGAUGGACGGCAUCGACCGCUCACUGUACUGCGAGGAACCGGCCGAUGAGAGUGUGCGACCCGAACAAUUGCAGGAGUGCAAGGAGUGGAGGGAGAAGUUUCCACACCUCAGAGUGGUGGGCCGUGGCCUGCCGACAGAGCGCGACUGCGAUGGCGCCGCUGGCGUCCUCGUGCCGACGGAGACAGAGGAAGUGAUUGCGAGUCACGGGUGUUGCGAGGACGAUGGGCCCAGCAGCCCGUGUCUCUCCGUGAGCAGGCACGGCAGCGGACAAGGGGGAGACGCGGCGUGGCGGAAGACACUCCAGAGCAUGAGAGGCGAAGUGUGCGCGUACGUGUGGUCCGAGGUGGCAAAGCGCUUGUCGGAGCAGACGUUGCCGAAGACUCGCGGUGCGAACCAGGACUCGCCCGCCAGCAGGGCGGGAUCGUCGGGGCGCAAGUCCCUCGCGACGGGGCAGAGGGCGUGCUCCCUGCAGAGGCGACUGCCGCCCGCGGGAACUGCAGACGCUCGCUCCGCACGCAAUCUGCCGUCGCUGGUCGCCCGGUGUGCGGCCGCUCCGGACCUGGGGCAGUCCUCCGGCUCCGGGAGAUGGUCCAGGCACGGCACCCUGCCGCCCAUCGAGAACAUGCAGGUGUCUAACAAGGUGAUGCCGUUCGGACGUGAGUCGCCAGGGUUGUUUGGUGAAAAACUAAACGACUUCACCGAACACAGCAUCGUCGACGGCAUGCGUCUGGUCGAGCCGAGAGUCGACUGGAGACAUCGCGCGACCUCUGGUGGACUUCCAAACUUUUAUCCUGGCAAGAAAAGUGGCAAAUGCAGAAGAGAAAAGGUAAAAAUACUGAUUCAACCAAGAAACCAGUAGGUGAGCACUGUGUCACCAUGCAGGAUCUCAAAAGCCACGAGAGAAGUGAAGCAGCAGCGCAGCAGUAGAGUGGGCGACAGUUUGACUGCAGCAGCUAGGACGUAGAAGCAGCAAGGUUAGAACAGUGGAACUCACCACUACGAGAACUAACAAUGGCAGACGAUUCUUUUGUAACCACAAGCGCUCUUAACAGCUGAAUGAUGAUAAAACUAAAGUCCAAAGUUAAAUUCCCACACCUUCCAAAAAUGUAAUUAUUUUAAUUUUUUUUUAAAUGGGGUAUUAUGGAUAAAUAUUAACUGAACAAAACUUGUUGCAAAUUAAUAAUGCAAAUUUUUAUUUAAACUUAUAACGAGAGACAAGCUUAUAUGUUGAAUUGCGAUAAAACCAAAAUAACAAAAUACACCACAUAACUUUAAAAUGUAAGUUAAUACUGCACAUAGCACCGAAAUACAAGUUAUAUCAUGGAAUUAAGCACCAUUUAACCAAAACUCAAUUCAGAUUUAAAAAAUUAAAAAAUCUUUUAAUGUUUUAAAUUCAAGGAAUGUCAUUAUUUCAGGACAAAAUUUGACCAAAGUACAUGGACCAGAAAAAAAUAUUUAGGUAUUUCUUUAUUCGUACAGCUCUUGUCAAAGCACUUUUAAACUGCAAAUGCUCGCCAAUUUAUUUUUAUUGUUCUGAAUGUAACUGCUUUAGACAAAUUCAUUACAAAUUAUUUUAUCGUUAAAAUGCAGCAUAUAAACAUUACACUAUUUUGGUGGAAUAAGUAUUAUAAAAUUGAAUUUAUAAUAAUAAAAAUAACAACACAAAAAUCUAUUUCAAUUAAACUGAACUAAAUACCAUAAAAUCUUGUCUCUACUUAUAACUUUAAAAAAAGCCUUGUAAAUCACUUGUACAGGUGAAAGUGGCACCAAAAUAGCUUUCGUAAGUUCUGUAUGAAUGUACUAUGAUUUCCUCAGAAACUGAGGGGUGCUUUUAAAAAUGCUCAUAACGUCAAGCCACUCGUAAUGUGCCAUACUCGUACCCAUGGGAUCCACUGUACCUCUAUCUUCGUUGUUCGAGCACAGUUGAAAACAGAAGGGUAGUGUUAUCUUUCUGUAUGUUUGUUAAACUGCAAUUAUUUAUUUUAAAUAAAUUAUACAAUAUGUAAUGUUUUA
Bacillus rossius redtenbacheri is the source of this 2452-nucleotide messenger RNA. RefSeq lists its product as uncharacterized. Bases 153 to 1298 code for a protein of 381 amino acids. The transcript is spliced from 7 exons. The record is from RefSeq and is a predicted model, not a curated record. NCBI's taxonomy places the organism in Eukaryota, Metazoa, Arthropoda, Insecta, Phasmatodea, Bacillidae.